Molecule: messenger RNA, 2680 nt
Organism: Brassica napus (rape)
Lineage: Eukaryota; Viridiplantae; Streptophyta; Magnoliopsida; Brassicales; Brassicaceae
Product: puromycin-sensitive aminopeptidase-like
Exons: 29
Coding region: 120-2495 (791 amino acids)
Biological process (GO): proteolysis
Cellular component (GO): chloroplast
Molecular function (GO): metallopeptidase activity; zinc ion binding
Source: RefSeq, a predicted model, not a curated record
AUCAGGUUACUUGUUUGACCAAGAAUCGGUUUCCAUCACACUCUAUUGAUAGGUAUAAGCAAAGCAGUAGGAAGCUGUUUUGUUCUGUUGCCACUGAAUCAGUUCCGGAUAAAGUUGAAAUGGAUGCACCUAAGGAAAUAUUUCUCAAGGACUACACCAAGCCUGAUUACUACUUUGAAACUGUGGAUCUGAGCUUCUCUCUAGGUGAAGAGAAAACAAUUGUUAGCUCUUUAAUCAAGGUUUCCCCUCGAGUUAAAGGAUCCUCUGCUCCCUUGGUCCUGAAUGGGCAUGACUUGAAGCUACUUUCUGUCAAAGUUGAGGGCAAGCUUCUGAAGGAAGGGGAUUACCAGUUGGACUCUCGUCAUCUCACUCUGCCUUCACUGCCGGCCAAGGAGUCCUUUGUUCUGGAAAUUGAUACUGAGAUAUACCCCCACAAGAAUACUUCACUUGAUGGGCUCUACAAGUCAUCUGGGAACUUUUGCACACAAUGUGAAGCAGAGGGUUUCCGAAAAAUCACAUUUUACCAGGACCGUCCUGAUAUUAUGGCGAAGUACACAUGCCGUGUUGAAGCUGACAAGUCACUUUAUCCUGUAUUGUUGUCCAAUGGAAACCUUAUUUCCCAAGGAGACAUAGAGGGAGGUCGGCACUUUGCCUUAUGGGAGGAUCCAUUCAAGAAGCCAUGCUAUCUAUUUGCUCUGGUGGCUGGACAGCUAGCGAGCAGAGAUGAUACAUUUACCACACGCUCUGGUAGGGAGGUAUCUCUGAAAAUCUGGACUCCUGCAGAAGAUCUACCAAAGACUGCUCAUGCCAUGUAUUCUCUGAAGGCGGCCAUGAAGUGGGAUGAAGAUGUGUUUGGCCUUGAGUAUGACCUGGAUCUCUUCAACAUUGUCGCCGUUCCAGAUUUUAACAUGGGAGCCAUGGAAAACAAGAGUUUGAAUAUUUUUAAUUCCAAGCUUGUCCUGGCAUCUCCAGAAACUGCAACAGAUGCAGAUUAUGCAGCAAUUUUGGGAGUUAUUGGUCAUGAAUACUUCCACAAUUGGACAGGUAACAGGGUGACAUGCCGUGACUGGUUCCAACUCAGUCUAAAGGAAGGUCUUACUGUCUUCCGUGAUCAGGAGUUUUCAUCUGACAUGGGAAGCCGUACUGUAAAGCGUAUUGCUGAUGUUUCAACGCUCAGGAUCUAUCAAUUCCCGGAGGAUGCUGGUCCUAUGGCACAUCCUGUUCGCCCACAUUCAUACAUCAAGAUGGACAACUUCUACACAGUGACGGUUUAUGAAAAGGGAGCUGAGGUUGCGAGGAUGUACAAAACUCUACUCGAAAGUGAGGGUUUCCGAAAGGGUAUUGAUCUCUAUUUCCAAAGACAUGAUGAGCAAGCUGUGACCUGUGAAGACUUCUUUGCUGCUAUGCGCGAUGCCAACAAUGCAGAUUUUGCUAAUUUCUUGCAAUGGUACUCUCAAGCUGGAACUCCAGUCGUCAAAGUGGCGUCCUCUUACAAUGCUGAAGCCCGUACCUUCUCUUUGAAAUUCAGCCAGGAGAUACCUCCGACUCCGGGGCAGCCCACAAAAGAAGCUACAUUUAUUCCAGUGGUUGUUGGUCUUCUGGACUCGAGUGGGAAAGACAUUACACUCUCCUCUGUUUAUCAUGAUGGUACACUGCAGACCAUUUCUAGCAGCAGCACAAUACUUCGAGUGACUAAGAAAGAAGAAGAGUUUGUGUUCUCUGAUAUAGCUGAAAGACCUGUUCCAUCCCUAUUUAGAGGAUUCAGUGCGCCAGUUCGUGUUGAGACUGAUCUCUCGGAUGAUGAUCUGUUCUUCCUCCUAGCCCAUGAUGGCCGUGGCAGAGUUGAGAACAAUAGGAGCACAGAGGCUUAUGUCUUUGACCACCCAAAUAUGGCGAGGCGUGCUUUGAAGAACACAGGCUCUAGGUUUGCAUUUACUACUUAUCUUGCAUCUCUUGAGGACCCAUCAUAUGUGGAACUUGCAUUGAGUGAAUACAAGUCGGCCACCAAUUUGACCGACCAAUUUGCUGCUUUAGCAGCUCUUUCCCAGAACCCGGGUAAAACCCGUGAUGACGUCCUUGCUGACUUCUAUAACAAGUGGCAGGGCGAUUACUUGGUUGUUAAUAAAUGGUUCCUCCUUCAAUCGUCAUCCGACAUUCCCGGCAAUGUGGAGAAUGUGAAGAAGCUUCUGGAUCACCCAGCUUUUGAUCUGCGCAAUCCAAACAAGGUUUACUCGCUUAUUGGAGGAUUCUGCGGUUCACCAGUGAACUUCCAUGCCAAAGAUGGAUCAGGUUACAAGUUCUUGGGUGACAUUGUUGUCCAGUUAGACAAAAUCAAUCCUCAGGUUGCUUCUCGUAUGUUAUCUGCCUUUUCGAGGUGGAAGCGCUACGAUGAAACCCGACAAGCUCUGGCCAAGGCACAGUUGGAGAUGAUAAUGUCAGCUAAUGGAUUAUCUGAAAAUGUCUUUGAGAUUGCCUCCAAGAGUUUGGCUGCUUGAGAGACAUCAAGAAUCAAAUCCUUUUAAAAGACAAUUCUACUCGCAACUAUUUAGUUACUGAAACUAGCUCUAAACAUAUUUUAUAGCACUAUAUAUAAACGGACCCUGAACUUUUUUUUUUUUUUAUGUUGUGAACUUCAUUUCCAACGAUGUUUUUGUUCUAUAUUAAGGUAAGUUAAUUAGUU